AUGACUAUCCUCUACGAAAACAUUGACCCUGAUGGCGAUACUUUAAUUACCAUAUCCUACGUGGCCGAAACUUCCCAAACCGCCGAUGAACUAGAGACCGUUGCAGAACCAGCGGUAACUGAAGAGCCAGUGGCUGAUAAUGAGCCAACGGCUGCCGAAGUAGAACAUUCAUUAUCUGAGCUCAGGCUAAAGGUGUCCAAGAAACACCUUACAGUAGCAUCACGGCGUGCCAGAACGAUGUUCGAAAGAGAGUAUUGUGAAACCCAGAAAUCAGAGGUUGACGGUCUUUACCACUGGAAAAUAGAGCCACUGUUUGAUCCUGAAGCCCUCAAAAUUGUUUUAAGAGCUCUACACGCACAAGCUCAAGAUCUGCCCGACCAGGUCUCGCUUGAUAUGAUGGUCUCAAUAGCUGAAGUUGUGGACGAUCUUCUAUGUCACCAGGCGCUAUCCUUUUUUGUUAAAGUAUGGAUCACUCGACUAUCUCCAUCUCAAUCAGUUUCCAGUCAAAUGUGUGACGAUCUGGUAAAAUGGAUCUUCGUUGCAUCGGUAUUUCGUCUGGACGACAAGUUCAAGCAGGCGACAAGAACGGCAAUUAUGUAUAGUACCGGACCCAUAGAUAUCCUAGGACUUCCUAUGCGUCUAGAUAUUUCUGAUAAAAUUGAGCAAAAUAGACAGGAUCUCCUCCAAGAUCUGAUUAACCAGUUGCACACCGUGCUGGACAACUUAUGCUCGGGGCACUCUUGCGUUAUUCCGCAAUGCGCUCUGACGAUGAUCGGAGCAUUGACUAAACAAAUGCACAUCAACAACUUCCACUCGCCUCGUCCCACAAGGCCUUUUCUCAACUUGAGUCUGUCCUCGACACUUGCGGCGGUGCGAUGUUUUGACUCACCUUCUCUAUAUCUUCCAGCAGAAACAAUUUCGCGGGACUCUCUUGAUGAUCUAUUCUUUGGGCAUAAAGAGGAUUUUUGGUUGCUACAAAAAGAGACCUUUUCGUCAUCAAGCCGGAAAAAGAAGCACAGAGGACUGCUAGAACCAGAAGACGACGAAGCGACUGAUAAUACUCCCAAGAAGCUGAUGGUUCAUUAUUGUCGCUUACAAGAUCUCCUUGAGCCCGGAAUUAUCCUUGUGGAGUCUAGGCUUUCGACCUUAGAUUUAGGUUACGAUUGA
This is a messenger RNA of Fusarium sp. VM40, 1167 nucleotides long. The record is from the annotation of a GenBank genome assembly. Lineage: Eukaryota; Fungi; Ascomycota; Sordariomycetes; Hypocreales; Nectriaceae.